Messenger RNA from Pieris macdunnoughi, 402 nucleotides. The record is from the annotation of a GenBank genome assembly. NCBI's taxonomy places the organism in Eukaryota, Metazoa, Arthropoda, Insecta, Lepidoptera, Pieridae.
AUGUCGACUUUUGCUUUCUUGGUCGUGUGCGUUCAAGCUUGCUUGAUUCAGAAUGUCUACAGUCAAUGCAUUGGCGCACCCGUGGGUCCCGCGGCAUAUCCAGGCUUGGCAAACCAAGGCCUUGCUUUAAGUCAGGCUGGUUUAGUAGGACCAGCUCUAGCUAACCCCGCUCUUGCAAAUCCCGGUUUAGCCCCCUUCGCUAACAUCGCUGGUGCCUAUGGAGGUUCUGGUAUCGGCGAUGUAGCCGUAGCCGGAGAGAUGCCAGUAGCUGGUACCACUAUGGUAGCGGGACAGGUGCCCAUACUCGGUGCUGUACGCUUCGCGGGUGACCUACCAGCUGGUGGUGUGGUCUCUAUCGCUGGUAGCUGCGGAUGUGGAGCCGCUGGUCCAAUCAUAUACUAA